AGAGUUGGUGCGCGCGAUCCCGAGCUGUGUGGUAAUGGUGGCGCGGGGACGCUGUCAGCCGCUCUGAGACAGAUAUGAAGAUUAUUACCUGGAAUAUAAACGGAAUCAGGAGUUUUAAAUAUGGCAUUAAGAAGACGCUGGACUCGUUUAACGCUGAUAUUAUCUGUGUUCAGGAGACGAAGGUCACGCGGGAUCUGCUGGAUGAGAGGACUGCAGUAGUGGAUGGAUAUAAUUCCUACUUCAGCUUCAGCAGAGGACGCAGUGGAUACUCAGGAGUCGCAACCUUCUGUAAAGACAGUGCUACACCAUUCGCUGCUGAAGAAGGACUGACUGGGCUUCUUGUCAACAAUGGAGAGGCUGUUGGAUGCUAUGGGGACCAGACUGCAUUCUCCACUGAAGAGUUACAUUCACUAGAUGGUGAAGGACGGGCUGUCAUCACUCAGCAUAAAUUAAUGGGAGCAGAAGACCCAGAGACACUCACUGUCAUUAAUGUGUACUGCCCACGUGCGGAUCCAGAAAAGCCAGAGAGGAAGCUCUUCAAGCUGCAGUUCUACAGGCUCCUACAGAGUCGAGCAGAGGCCAUUGUGGGGUCUGGAAGUCAUGUGAUCAUUCUGGGGGAUAUCAACACAUCUCAUCGGCCUAUAGAUCACUGUGACCCAGACGAUGUGGAUAACUUUGAGAAGAAUCCAGGCAGGAAGUGGCUGAACAGUUUUCUGUAUGGGUCAUUGGAAAAUGGAACAGAUGAUGAAGAGGAUGAAGAGGAUGAAGAGAAGGCAGAUUCAGAGACCUUCCAGAAAUUUGUUCCUGGUGGUAAAUUUGUUGACACCUUCCGACAUUUCCAUCCAACACGUGUCGGUGCCUUCACGUGCUGGUCUACUCUUACCGGUGCCAGACAGACCAACUACGGCACACGCAUUGACUACAUCUUUGCCAGUCGUUCGCUGGUGGAGAAAAGUUUGCAGAAUGCAGAUAUCAUGCCAGAAGUGGAGGGUUCUGAUCACUGUCCUGUGUGGGCACAGCUAAGCUGUACCCUUGUGCCCAGUCCCAGGUGUCCAUCUCUGUGCACACGCUACAUGCCAGAGUUCGUUGGCAGGCAGCAGAAACUUUCUAGCUUUCUUGUUAAAGUUUCUGAGCAAAAAGCUGCUUUCAGAGACAAUACAGAGAACCUACCUGGAUCUCAAGAAGCUGGGGAGGUGCGUGAGAAUGUGAGUCCUGAAGCAGCAGGCUUGCAGGGAAAUGCUGGGAGAAAAAGGCCUUCAAAUGGACCUCCAGAGACCUCCACUUCUAAAGGGAAGAAGAGUAAAUCUGUUAAAACAGCAGCUAAACCUCAGGGCAGCCUUUUAUCCUUCUUUAAACCUAAACCAACCCCUGAAGUACCUUCCAGCCAUAGCAUGAGGCCAAGUCCAAAUCCUGCUGCUAACUGCAUUGACAGCAGCUCAGAGAUUCACAAAACUGAAGAUGACACUGAAUACAGCAAACUCACAGAGCAGCUCACAAAUAAGGAUAAUGAAGAAAAAUCCAGGAACUCAAAGACUAUUACUGGUGGACCAAGUUCUCAGGAAAGUAUCCAAAGCAAUGGAACAUCUGAUCAUGAAACAACAAACUCCAAGAAAGGCUCUGACUUUUGGAAAUCAGUUUUUCAUGGACCUCCCCAGCCGCCACUGUGCAAGGUACACAAAGAGCCCUGUAUUCUUCGGACUGUGAAAAAAGCAGGGCCAACUUUAGGCCGGCAGUUCUUUGUGUGCGCUCGUCCUCAAGGCCACACAUCCAAUCCAGAGGCUCGUUGUAAUUUCUUUGCCUGGGUGGAUAAAAGCAGAUAAAAACCCAAGUGUUUUUAUGUACUAAUUAUGUCUAUAUAUCAAAAAGUGGUACUACAACAGUGUAUGUUUGUAUAUAUUUUUUGUAUAUUCUUGUACUACUACAGUGUUAAAAUUGUUUGUAUAUAUUUUUGUAUAUUCUUUGUUUUGCUGUAGAAAUAAAAUUAUAUUUUAAAAAAUAA
Messenger RNA from Astyanax mexicanus (Mexican tetra), 1999 nucleotides. RefSeq names its product APEX nuclease (apurinic/apyrimidinic endonuclease) 2 (gene apex2). Lineage: Eukaryota; Metazoa; Chordata; Actinopteri; Characiformes; Acestrorhamphidae. Gene Ontology annotation, biological process: base-excision repair. Gene Ontology annotation, cellular component: nucleus. Bases 75 to 1820 code for a protein of 581 amino acids. The record is from RefSeq and is a predicted model, not a curated record. The transcript has 6 exons. Gene Ontology annotation, molecular function: phosphoric diester hydrolase activity; double-stranded DNA 3'-5' DNA exonuclease activity; DNA-(apurinic or apyrimidinic site) endonuclease activity.